This is a messenger RNA of Carcharodon carcharias (great white shark), 1170 nucleotides long. It is a transcript of the gene stard15, whose product is annotated as StAR-related lipid transfer (START) domain containing 15. The transcript is spliced from 6 exons. The record is from RefSeq and is a predicted model, not a curated record. Bases 1 to 816 code for a protein of 271 amino acids. NCBI's taxonomy places the organism in Eukaryota, Metazoa, Chordata, Chondrichthyes, Lamniformes, Lamnidae. Gene Ontology annotation, molecular function: lipid binding.
AUGUCCAGUGGGGAGAUUGUACAGAUCCCUGAUGAUGCACAUUUCACCUCUUUUCGGGAACAGUGUGAACGCCAGGAGGGUUGGCUGGUUCAGUACAACAAGGGGGGCACGACAGUGUGGAACCGACAGCCCGUGGAGAACAGAACCGUGCAGAAACUAAAGAUGAGAAUUAACUGCAAGGAUGUUUCAGCUGCGACCCUGUACGAUGUUCUCCAUGACACACACUACAGAAAAAAAUGGGACACCAACAUGAUUGAGACCUACGAUAUUGGUCGACUGACAGUGAAUGCAGAUGUGGGCUAUUAUUCCUGGAAAUGUCCAAGUCCAUUGAAGAACAGAGACUUUGUUACCCUGCGAUCUUGGCUUCCUCUAGGCAGUGACUACAUGAUCAUUAACUAUUCAGUGAAGCACCCAAAAUAUCCUCCGAAGAAGGACAUAGUGCGAGCUGUCUCACUCCAAACUGGCUACUUCAUCAAAUCGAAUGGAACCAACAGUUGCACCCUGUACUAUUUAACCCAAGUGGACCCACGAGGUUCAUUACCAAAAUGGGUUGUGAAUAGAGUUUCUCAAUUUGUAGCUCCCAAGGCUAUGAAGCGGAUUUACAAAGCCUGUCUGAAAUACCCCGAGUGGAAGCAGAAGCACGAUCCCCACUUCAAACCAUGGGUGUAUCCGGAGCAGAACACUCUGCCCAGUGUCAGCCUUUCAGAACUAUCACUGCAGCACGCAUCGUCACUAGAGAACAUCGACGAGAGCAGCCUGUCAGAGGAGAAAGUUCACAUCAGCGAUGAGGAGGAUAGCUACUCUAAAGAAUCAUAACAGACACACAAAGGCAGGGGCUUUAAAAAACAAGAUAUAGAAUCAUUUCUGUGGGAAUUAAAGACUCAGUAUCCCUUUUAAGUUCAGUGGCACAUCUAAACCAAAUCUCAAAUUAGCCUCAUGAAAUGAUACAACCUAAUCAGACACCAAUGAAGUCAAACAACACAACCUUUAAGAUUAUUAAACAGUUCUGCGGUGUCUUUAUGUAUUGAAAAUUAAACAUUGCAGUUAGGACCAAAAUGACCAGUGGACAUUGAACUGGUUUAAAUAGGCAGCAACUUGAAAAGGUUCUGUCUACAUUUUCCAGCUCAGGUCCCUCGAAGGGCAUUGGGUUUCCUCCACAUUACAGCACUG